AUGAUGAGCGUGAGGCCCUACAGCCCCAGAUUCGACCCCCUGUCCUACUGGUCACCCCAGCCAACAGGACUCAGCCCUGACACGCCUGCCAGCCCCGAACCGCUGGUGCAGCAAGAACUGGAGAUACCCAUCUCUCCCUCCACCAACGACCUCACCUCCGUGAUGUUCGUGCCCACUGGCUGCGCCGUGCAGCUGCCCCUGGACGACAACCAACAGCUGCUCCUGGAGCCCGAGCCCACCUCGGUCCUGAAAGUGUCGCUCCAAGGACACACCGUCAUCCUGGUUCCUGAGGGCCUCAGCGAUUCUGGCCAGACUGGACAGUCCUGGUUCUUGCCCGCCAGCCUGCAGGGGGCCGCUCAUCUAGAUAUGAACCAGGACCCCUUCAGCGUCCAGCCACCAUCCUUCAGGGCAUCUGCAUCAGAGUCCUUGGAAAACCCAGAGGAAGACCCUGAAGAUGGCUUCAUGAUGCCAUGGAUGAAUGCUCCAGCUGGCUUAGCCCCGGGAUAUCUUUUCUCCUCCACCGGGGUAUGUAGCCCCUUGUUUGAGAGCCGAGCCACAUCUAUCUGGCGUCCUUACCUCUCUUCUAGCUCCGAGAGAUAUGCUCCAUGGUCCAUCUGGAGCCUCCGAAGCAGCAUGCUGUGGCCUCUCCCCAGCUCACCACUGCAGCCUCUCCCUCCAUCUCCUCCAAAUCACCAAGAUCAGGACCUGCAGAAGUCUCGGAGCCCUUCCCGACCUCGGUGCAAGGCCCAGAGGCGCCUCUUCUAG
Molecule: messenger RNA, 765 nt
Organism: Psammomys obesus (fat sand rat)
Lineage: Eukaryota; Metazoa; Chordata; Mammalia; Rodentia; Muridae
Product: proline-rich protein 23A3-like
Exons: 1
Coding region: 1-765 (254 amino acids)
Source: RefSeq, a predicted model, not a curated record